GCCGCCCGCCUGGGCCGCAGCACCGCACUGGUGGUCCGCGCCUGAGUGUCCCGCCACGUCUGAGCUGUCGCCGCUAGCCUGGCCAUGGCCGAGGAGCUGAUCUUGGAGAGGUGUGACUUCGAGAUACAGGCCAAUGGCCGUGACCACCACACGGCCGACCUGUGCCACCAGAAACUGGUGCUACGGCGCGGUCAGCGCUUCCGGAUAACACUGUACUUCGAGGGCCGUGGCUACGAGGCCAGCGUGGACAGCCUUACAUUUGGUGCCGUGACUGGCCCAGCUCCCAGUGAGGAGGCAGGGACCAAGGCCCGCUUCCAACUGUCUGAUGACGUGGAGGAGGGAUCCUGGGCAGCCUCAGUGCUGGACCAACAGGACAACGUCCUCUCGCUGCAGUUCUGCACCCCUGCCAAUGCUCCUGUUGGCCAGUACCGCCUCAGCCUGGAGGCGUCUACCGGCUACCAAGGCUCCAGCUUCGUGCUGGGUCACUUCAUCCUGCUCUUCAAUGCCUGGUGCCCAGCGGAUGACGUGUACCUAGACUCAGAGGAGGAGCGAAGGGAAUACGUCCUUACCCAGCAGGGCUUCAUCUACCAGGGAUCCGCCAAGUUCAUCAAGAGUGUGCCUUGGAACUUCGGGCAGUUUGAAGAUGGGAUCCUGGACACCUGCUUGAUGCUCUUGGAUGUGAACCCCAAGUUCCUGAAGGACCGAAGCCGGGACUGCUCACGCCGCAGCAGUCCCAUCUAUGUGGGCCGGGUGGUGAGCGGCAUGGUCAACUGCAAUGAUGACCAGGGUGUGCUUCUGGGCCGCUGGGACAACAAUUAUGGAGAUGGUGUCAGUCCCAUGGCCUGGAUCGGCAGCGUGGACAUCCUGAGGCGCUGGAAGGAGCAUGGCUGCCAGCAAGUCAAGUACGGGCAGUGCUGGGUGUUCGCGGCCGUGGCCUGCACAGUGUUGCGGUGCCUUGGCAUCCCUACCAGAGUGGUGACCAACUACUACUCGGCCCACGACCAGAACAGCAACCUGCUCAUCGAGUACUUCCGCAAUGAGUUCGGGGAGCUGGAGAGCAGCAAGAGCGAGAUGAUCUGGAAUUUCCACUGCUGGGUGGAGUCCUGGAUGACCAGGCCGGACCUACAGCCGGGCUAUGAGGGGUGGCAGGCCAUUGACCCCACACCACAGGAGAAGAGCGAAGGGACAUACUGCUGCGGCCCAGUCUCCGUGCGGGCCAUCAAGGAGGGUGACCUGAGCACCAAGUACGACGCUCCCUUCGUGUUUGCCGAGGUCAAUGCUGACGUGGUGGAUUGGAUCCGGCAGGAAGACGGGUCUUUGCACAAGUCCAUCAACAGUUCCCUGGUCGUGGGGCAGAAGAUCAGCACUAAGAGUGUGGGCCGUGAUGACCGGGAAGACAUCACCCACACUUACAAGUACCCCGAGGGGUCGCCCGAGGAGAGGGAAGCCUUCACCAGGGCCAACCACCUGAACAAACUGGCGGAGAAGGAGGAGACGGGGGUGGCCAUGCGGAUCCGCGUCGGGGAGAGCAUGAGCAUGGGCAAUGACUUUGACGUGUUUGCCCACAUCGGGAAUGACACCUCCGAGAGCCGCGAGUGCCGCCUCCUGCUGUGCGCCCGGACUGUCAGCUAUAACGGGGUGAUGGGGCCCGAGUGCGGCACGGAGGACCUCAAUCUGACCCUGGACCCCUUCUCUGAGAACAGCAUCCCUCUUCGCAUCCUCUACGAGAAGUACAGUGAGAGCCUGACGGAGUCAAACCUCAUCAAGGUGCGGGGUCUCCUCAUUGAGCCAGCUGCCAACAGCUACGUGUUGGCCGAGAGAGACCUCUACCUGGAGAACCCUGAAAUCAAAAUCCGGGUCCUGGGGGAGCCCAAGCAGAACCGCAAACUGGUGGCUGAGGUGUCCCUGAGGAACCCACUCUCUGAGCCCCUGUUCGACUGCGUCUUCACCGUGGAGGGGGCUGGCCUGACCAAGGAGCAGAAGUCUGUGGAGAUCUCAGACCCUGUGCCAGCAGGAGAUCUGGCCAAGGUGCGGGUCGACCUGUUCCCGACUGACUUCGGCCUCCACAAGCUGGUGGUGAACUUCCAGUGUGACAAGCUGAAGUCCGUGAAGGGUUACCGGAACGUCAUCAUCGGGCCUGCCUAAGGGACCCCUUCGCCCAGCCCCACCUCACCUGCUGCCAACCCUCAACUCAACCUGGUCUUUAUCCUGAGAUAAUGAGCAACUUCACCCCUCUGGGCUGACAUGGCUGCCUGGAGGCUCUUUGGAAGGAAUGUACUUCUGGCCCAUCGUGUUCCUCUGGAUCUACUUCCCCGUCUGUCCCCUUAGCUGUGAGGAAUGUUCUGUGCCAACACAGUGGGAACCCUGGCCUUGGAAGACCAGAGCUAGGGGAAGAGGAGAGCCAUUGCCAGCAUUGUUUGAACAGUCCCUAGAGCUUUGGAAAAAGCACAAGGGAUGGCGAGCCCACUGGCUCAAUGAAGGAACCAGCUGCCCCGGCCAUCCGUCUCCCAGCCACCUCCUCCCUGAAAGGGAGCUACUGUGUCAUAAGCACCUUAAGUCCUUGCAGGGCUGUCAGCCUGUUCGGUGUCCAAGAGAAGCUUCAGGGUGGAAACUGAGGCUUCCCAUGCUGUGCGGUGCCAGUGGGCAGGCCAUCACUCGCAGGGCCUGUGGGUGAGCCCAGAAACAGGGCUUGUGCCAUCUGGCUUGGAAUCUAGCAAUCCAUCUGAGACAGCAGCCCUGACCGGAGAGUGUCAGAGAGGCCACGUGGGGGCCAGUCCGGAAGGACACAGUUUGGGUGAGGAGGUGAAGAAAGGGCAGGGAGGCUGGGGAGCUGGGGGCCUAGGUUUAAGCUCCAAAGGGGGCCACACUCUGUUCUCCUCUUCUGAGCUUGAUCCUCCUUUACCUGAGCAGUGAUUUGCAAGCCCACCUCCAGGGUCUCUUGAUCCUGUGCUUCAAAAGCCUACCACCCAGGCCCAGGGUACCUCUGGGGAGGAGACAGCAGCACUAGGCCUGUGCCCAGGCUGUCCUGCAUCUCACCUAUGCCCAGGUUCCUCAGAUGCAGUUCCAGCACUGCCCACAAGCUGCCUGCACAGCGCCUAGACUUGAUUUCACAGAAGGAGCCUUAACUGUCCAUGCUGGUCACUACCCACCAGGGCCACGCCUCCACAGGCCCUUCUUCCCCAGCCUGCAUCCCCAGGCACAACACUUGUCUCCAGAAAAGCGUGGGGGACUAGGGUCAUCAUCCUGAGUUGGCCAACUACUACCUCUCCGUGGCUGGGCCUGCAAGCUGGAAGACUGCGGCGGUGGAAGGGGGAGGAGUGUCUCCGGGUGAUGAGGUCAGAGGCUCUGGGAUCCCCUAAAAUCCCAGAGGAGAGCCUGGGGAGAAUCACGCCGAUGCCUUUAACACGUCCCGCUUGACACAGAGGAUUUCGCCACGAGCCGUGUACCUGCCCCGUUCCUGCACAGCUUCUGCUGGUUUGUCCGAGCUUCAGGUUCCCAGCAGGCAGUAGGCAUGCUUUCGAAGCCUAUGUGAGCACUAAAAUAAAGGUCUAUUUUUCACAUUCAAA
Molecule: messenger RNA, 3566 nt
Organism: Psammomys obesus (fat sand rat)
Lineage: Eukaryota; Metazoa; Chordata; Mammalia; Rodentia; Muridae
Gene: Tgm2
Product: transglutaminase 2
Exons: 13
Coding region: 85-2145 (686 amino acids)
Biological process (GO): peptide cross-linking
Molecular function (GO): protein-glutamine gamma-glutamyltransferase activity
Source: RefSeq, a predicted model, not a curated record